Molecule: messenger RNA, 1507 nt
Organism: Plodia interpunctella (Indianmeal moth)
Lineage: Eukaryota; Metazoa; Arthropoda; Insecta; Lepidoptera; Pyralidae
Gene: Ipp
Product: Inositol polyphosphate 1-phosphatase
Exons: 4
Coding region: 183-1196 (337 amino acids)
Biological process (GO): phosphatidylinositol phosphate biosynthetic process
Molecular function (GO): inositol-1,4-bisphosphate 1-phosphatase activity
Source: RefSeq, a predicted model, not a curated record
AAGGACUUGUUGGCGAAUGGCGAACUUGGCACGGCAAUUUGUGUUUUGUUCAUGGAAUUAGUAGGUACCUACUCCUUUUAUUAUUUUUGAAUAUUUAAGCUUUCUUCGUGUCGAGAUAAUAUUUUUUUACAAAGAAGGCUGAUUUAUAUUGAAGUUACCUCUUAAAAAUUGUAACUGUUUCGAUGGCUACGUUAUUAGAAGUCCUUAUCCAGGCUUCUGAAAAAGCUGCAUCCAUUGCGAGGUCCUGUUGCCUUGAAGAAAAUGAACAUCUUCUGGUGGCUGAGAAAUGUGAAAGAGAUGCGAAUGCUCGGUUCGAUAAAGACUUCAAGACUAUAGCCGACGUUCUAGCCCAAGAAUCUGCUAAAACUGAAAUAGCUACGCGGUACCCAGAACUCGCUCAACAUGUAAGAGGUGAAGAAUGCUCCGAGAUAGGCGGAGUAAGCAUCAAACUUGAAGAAAACGUUGUAAAAACAGCAGAAAUAUUAAGUGGGCUUGUACCUUUAAAAGUAGCUGAAAGAAUGGCAGCUGCAGCUCAUAAUGAUGUAGAUAUAUUAUUACAUGACUUACCAAAAGAAUUGCCACCAAUCGAUAUUGCUGAUCUAGGCGUUUGGAUUGAUCCAAUUGAUGCCACUGCUGAAUUCAUUGCUGGUGUUCGCGGAGAAGCUGAUGCUGAUCAUGGUCUUCCAUGUGUAACAGUCCUUAUUGGAGCAUUUAGGCGAUCUACUGGAGAACCUGUUAUUGGAGUUAUCAACCAGCCAUUCUUCCGAGGUAAUAAGGGUCGCAUUUUAUGGGGCAUAAGUUAUGAGGACUACAAAGCAUGGGGGUGUAGUGAUAAGGACAUUCAUACCAACACCAACACAGUAUUGAUGAGUGGAGCUGAAAAUCAGGAUAUCAUUGAAAAAGUGAAAAAAUCUGGAUGGGAAGUGAUGUCUUUGCCUGGAGCAGGAAAUAAACUCAUGAAAGUUGCAUUAGGUGAAGCAGCAAUGUAUAUUGUGUCAAAAGGAACAACAUUCCGGUGGGACACCUGUGCCCCGCAUGCUAUACUUAGAGCUAAGGGUGGUGACCUAAUAACAUACACUAACAAGUCUCCUAUCACCUAUAAUGUUCCUGAGAGUGAUAACAUGCAGACUUAUUGUAACUCUGGUGGCAUCAUUGCAUACACCAACCCAGAAUUUUUUGAAAAGUUUCUGAAGUAAUUAUUUACUGUAAACUUUAGUAGGUACCUGAAAUUGUAUGAUCUCACUAAUCUGUAAGUGUUGUGAAUGUGCCAAGUGCCCUUUUAAAUUUUAGUCAAUAAGCUAGUCACAAAUAAGUUUAAUGUUGUAUUAUAAAGAAUUGUCUAUCAAUCAUUAUUCAUAAUUAUGUCCUAUUUUAUUAUUCAUUUCUUUAUUAAAUCAUUGACUUUUUUUACUAGAAACACAGAAUUAGUCUUGUUUAUUAUCUUUUUACUUCUUCUAUAUAAACUUAAUGUAUUCAAUAUUUGUAACAAUAAAACAUUGUCAUUUAA